This is a messenger RNA of Drechmeria coniospora, 2253 nucleotides long. RefSeq lists its product as uncharacterized. The transcript has 5 exons. The record is from RefSeq and is a predicted model, not a curated record. NCBI's taxonomy places the organism in Eukaryota, Fungi, Ascomycota, Sordariomycetes, Hypocreales, Ophiocordycipitaceae. The coding region runs from base 1 to 2253 and encodes 750 amino acids.
AUGCAACCGCUUGCAGCGAGCCAAAGGGACCUAAAACUCGCAGAGAUCUCGUGCACCUCGCGGAACAAGAACAAAAGGGGAUACCUCAAUAUUUACUUGGGGGCCAAUGCUGGCUGUAACGAAAUGACUGCCGCGCACUGCCGGUGUACUUACUUUGGGGCGCACCUAGUACUAGGUAUACUUAUCAACGAGGAGGGUAGCCAGGUGGAGGUGGACUCGCUGGUCUGGUGGAGUCAGGUCCAGUUUCAGCAAGUGAGGAAUAACAAACGGAACCAAAACGACCUGAAGUCGGGCUCUCUGCCUGCAGCCAGCCAGCCGUCAGCAGUGAAGCAGCACCUGCUGACGCUCGACGCCACCAGCGCGUCCCAGCUUCACCCCUCUCGAGCCUUCCGUUCGUCGCGGUGCCGCUUCGACGGAUACCCCCCCAUCCUCCACCGCCCGUCUUGGUCCGACUACGCACCGGCGACCUGGUGCGAAUCGAGGCGAAUCCUCGACAACGUCCGCUUCGGCGUCGCCGUCACUGCAGACGGUCGGUACCCGUGCGACCCGCUUCGUUCGGCCUGCCUCGGGCGUCGCUUCACGACAAGCACGACAAGCACCCUCGCCAAGACGAGGACGGUGCCGACUUGCCGCUGCGAGCUGCCACAUUGCCGCCGUCGGCCACUGCGGGACAUGGCCUCCAGGUCGAGCUCGGGCUCGGGCUCGGGCUCGGGCUCCAACCACCGUCGUUCUCGUCAACCGCCAGACGAUUUCCCCCCUCUUCCCGCCCCCAGAAUCUCCCAGCUCCGGAACGUCUACUCCCCCCCCGCCAUGCAGGGGACGUCCCCGAACCACCCUACGGCGCGAACCUGGUCCACGACGGCCCGCCGCGCCGAGCGCAUCCGCAGGCUCGACGAACAGGCACCGAGCCUCGACGACCUCGACCAGUCGAUGGAGCAGUCCUCCUGGCUCGGCUCCUCCCGACACGGCCGACCUCGGUCGCGGGAUGCCGAUGUCCAACGCACCAGCUUCCACGAACGCACCGGCUUCCAAGAACUGGACGAUUCCCUCGACGACGCCAACGCCCAGCUUCAUUCGCUGCUCCAUGUGACCAACCGCAUCAGCCUCACGUCCCCGCUGAUGCGCACCUCCUUCACGCCGCCGCCCCCUCGACGGCGCGACUUCCCCGAGGAUAACCGAAGGAGCAAACGGCGGAAGAUAGAUGCCAACCGGCUCGCCUCGAGCGCCAGGGGGUUUCGCUACGGCAGGUACGGCCAGGUCGAGCCGGGACAGCUGCACAUGGAGAUUGUGAGCUGCGACGGAGGCAUGUUCUCCAACGAAUCGUCCUUUGCGGCCGAGAACAUACUGAGGAACGACAACUCGGUCUACUGCACCAAGGGCAACCGCUGCAACAUUGUUCUCCGCCACCAGGGCGCCACCAUCUUCACCCUGCGGGAGCUUGUCAUCAAAGCUCCCUGCUCCAUGAACUAUUCCCACCCCAGCGUGCGAGAAGGCAUGGUGUUUGUCGCCAUGAACCAAGACGACGUGCUCAGCCGGACGGCGCAAUACCAGAUCCAAUACCUACCACCCACCAGGGACUGCCCCUGCCACGAGUUCGACGACGGCCUGCAUCCGUAUGACCGCCAAACCAUCUCGAUCCGCCAUCACGACGAUGGCACCAUCAGCACGAGGGCCAGGAGAUCGUUCCUGUAUCGCGACGACGGCACCGAGGACCUCAUGCCCCACAUGCCGCACGAGUUCUCGCGCAACCUGCCCGACUUCCACGUCGCCACCGAGUGCAGCGACGACGAAGAGGACGACGGCGACGUGCCUCACAUGUACCGCCGGCCUCCCGACCGCAUCGGGUCCCUGCCCUUCGAGACGGCCGACUCCGACUCCGAGGGUGCCUACAACCCGUUCGGGUCCGAAGAGUUCCUCGACGCGUCUCCGCGGCACGGCCCCACGCCGCACCACGGCGGCGACCGCGACCGGCUCGGCAUCUCGCUCGCCGAGGCGUGGGACGCUCACGCCAGCGCCACCCAGGAGGCGGUUCGCGCCGUCGGCGGCGAGCUGCUGGUCCCGCACGCCCGCUUCUUCAUCGAGACGAAGAAGAGCAAGUGCACCAUUCGAUUCGACCCUCCGGUCUCGGGACGCUUCAUCCUGCUCAAGAUGUGGAGCUCGCGAUUCGACACGACGAGCAAUAUCGACAUCCAAUCUAUCAUAGCCCGCGGCUUUUCCGGCCCUCGCUACUUCCCCUCGGUCUCGCUGAGCUGA